Molecule: messenger RNA, 1149 nt
Organism: Acyrthosiphon pisum (pea aphid)
Lineage: Eukaryota; Metazoa; Arthropoda; Insecta; Hemiptera; Aphididae
Product: peptide transporter family 1
Exons: 7
Coding region: 464-937 (157 amino acids)
Biological process (GO): transmembrane transport
Cellular component (GO): membrane
Molecular function (GO): transmembrane transporter activity
Source: RefSeq, a predicted model, not a curated record
CUCGUGUGUUAAGUUCGUGGGCAACAACGACAUCGAUCCACUAGGCUCGGACAAAUUCAAGUACACGCUGAAUUCCGACGAAGGCGUCGUCAACAUAAAGCUGAAAUUGAACGAAUCGUGCGAUGCGUACGUUAACUACGACAAUCUGGACACUAACGUGACCGUAUCCAAAGGAGAGUCAAUCUCAUAUUUUCUAACGUCCAACAGUGCAAAUAAAGAAGUAAAAUUACGACGUAUCGAUCAUUACGACGAUUUCAUAAAGCCUAAAAAUGGCCAUCCGAGUUUAAGAAUCGUAAUUGGCGAUGAUAUCGAGAAGAAUGGGUCUCUUGCGCUGGUGCACGCCAGGAAAAAUCACUUGUCGUACAACAUAUCUUCGUUUACAAACGAAAAUUUCAUACCGGUGGCUGUCGGAAACUAUUAUUUAUUACACGGAGAAGAACGGAUAUCGUCGAAUAUAAAUCUCAUGCCAGCGACGAUAUAUACACUCGUCAUAAGACGCAACGACGGCGGCAGCCACGGCAUAGAAUCAAAAUUGUACGCUACGGACGAAGGCAACUACUUGCACAUUUUAUGGCAGACACCGCAGUACGUGUGUAUGAUUGUCGCGGACGUGAUUUUUAUCGCCACGUCGAUUGAAUUUUCGUUUACCGAAGCGCCGCCCAGAAUAAAAUCGUUCAUAUCGGCCUGUUACUCGAUGACUCAGUCGAUAGGAAACCUAGUGGUCGUCGUUAUUUCGGCUUUGUCUUUUCAUAAACAAGUACAUGAAUAUCUAUUUUUCUCCGGACUCAUGCUGGCCGAUACAUUGUUAUUGGCUUAUUUGAGUUAUAAUUACAAAUACAAAGCUUUCAGACAACGGUUAAACGACAGCAAUGACGACCACGACGACGACGAUAACGUUGUGACAAGUCAAAGCGGACUUCAACUCGAUGGGAAGUGAUCAUGAAAUGCUCAAAUACAUUCUGUCUGAUUGCAUAUACGGAUUGAUCUAAUCUAAUUACAAAUUGCAUCUAUUUAUUAUUGUAAUCGUUAUCUUUUGUAAAUAUAUUAUUAUUUUUCGAUUAUAGUUCAACGAGAUAUUAAAUAAUAUAUUAUACUAACAGAAUACACAUGAUCAACACAACAAUAAAUAGCAAACGCAUUGUUAUAUUA